Molecule: messenger RNA, 10371 nt
Organism: Porites evermanni
Lineage: Eukaryota; Metazoa; Cnidaria; Anthozoa; Scleractinia; Poritidae
Source: the annotation of a GenBank genome assembly
AUGUUGCCAAGCAAUAGUGUAUGUGAACCAUCGCCUUCAGAUGUCACACUUACUGUUGACAACUCAGGAAGAACGCUUGUUAGAUUCACUUCAAGAAGCAGGACCCCAUCGCCUGCUUUAGCAAUGAAAGAGGGUCAAAAUGACAGUGAAAGUAGUACAGAGAGUGAGACAGUUCAGUGCACAAGAACAUUUGCUUCAGCGAGCUUGGGUCUCAGCGGUAGUUCUGGUACUAAACUGAGUGAAACAGCUUAUUUUGCUGCUAUGAAUAAACUUACCAAUGAUAGUGGAUGGACUUUACCAGUUUUUGAUCUAGAGAGUUUGCGACAGGUAGGUUACGGUAAAUAUGUAGUGUCCAGAUAUAGGGUUGCAAGCUAGCAGCUUCUGAGGCCCCUGGUACUGACUUUUUCUCUUGGGUGACUAGGAAAUCUUCAGCUUUUUCAUUGAUAGAAAACCAAUGCUGGGCACACUGGAUUUCAUAAUUAUGUUCAGAGCACUGGGCUCCCUUCAAUUUUUCUUUAGGUUUUGUGAACUGACAAUUUGACCCCAUGAUCUUGGUGCAUUUGUGAUGAGACUCAUAGUAUCUUUCUCAUGACCUUAUUUCUGCCUCUGAGCCUUUUAUGUUUGCCGUCAAUGUCUAAGAUUUUUUAAACAAGGGUCUUGAUGUCUUGGCAAGUCUCUUAUUUUACCAUUUUCUCUUCAUCAUUGCUGCAUGGUCCAUCUGUUCAUGUUAAUAGUAUUGUCAAGGAUUGGUUUGAGUUCACACAUUCAAUUUUUACAAUCCACACUGAAAUAAGGACUAGAAUUACCUGUAUUUUAAUCGAGGUGAACAGAGGGAGAACAACUUUUGUUCUGAACUUUCAGAAGGGUCUUUAUGAGGGUUUUGCAGGGGGAUUCUUCUGAUUAAGCUCGUCUGUUUUAUAAUUUUUUCUACAGCGAUGCCCUCCAUCAUCUCUUGACAUCUGUUUGAUUGGCAUGUACCCAUUUGCUGGAUCUCAGUAUGUGUUGGCUACUGGAGAACGUGUUGUGCUGUUGACAAGAGCUUCACACGAUGCCUUGCAAAGAAGCAAAAGGUGAUAAGUGGUAAAACAUGUUUUUUUAGGACAAUAAGGUUCUACAAGAGCUUGAAUUCCAGCUUGUCCUUUGGGCAAGCAGCUCUCUCAUUUUGCUUGCUCGGGGCCACUUCUUGCUUGUCUAAGCUAGUUACUGAGAACUUGCCGGGACCCUUGCUCAUUGGGUUUCAAGUAAGCUGUAAAAGUUACUUGCCCAGCAAGAAAAUCCACUUGUCCCAGUGCCUUGACGGGAUGUAUUUUUUGAGCCCUGGACAAGUUAAUUCAAAAAAUAGGAGACAUGGUGCAGAGGAUUUCAUAUAAAAUAGCAUGAAGAAUACAACCCUGUUAGUAUAAGAGCUCAAGAUGUUAAAGCCUGCAAGCAAGCUCUGCAUCUGGGGAAGUUGUGAGAAGUCAUGCUUGAGUGGCACAGAAAAGGGCAGGAAAAGAAAAGGAAUAGUUUGCCCUCAUGUGUUCUCUUGUGGCUCUGUUCUUUCACCAGAAAUAAAGCGUUUGCUCACAGACUGAAAAUGUUAACACUUUUUGCCUUACUCUCCUGUUUCUUGAAUUUUCAAGUUUUAGAAAUAGACCACCAAAGCCUCAACAGGAACAAGGAGACAGCAGUAAACCAGACUGGACAGUAUAUGUUUUGCAGAACAUGGAAUCAACCCAACUUUACAAAGCUGUGGUAUGUGGUGUGCUUGAAGAUGUUUGGAUGUUUUGUCCACAUUACAUGUGGAAACAAAUGACUUGCCCCUUGUGAGGUUAUCCGGAUUCUGGAAUCAGGGAAAUUUUUGCUUGUGGAAUACGAAAUUUUGGGCUUUCAAAUCUGUAAUCUACAUUAACUCGAGGAAUCUGGAGUCCUGCAUUAGAAGGAAUCUGGAAUGUAGUACCUAGAUUCUGGAAUCCACAGUGUAGGACUGCCUUAGAUUACCUUGUAUGGGGUGAAAUGAUGUUGAUGAUACUUUUCACAUUUUACAGAUGCCAUUAGCAAGUCGAUGUCAGAAGCACAAUGCACAGGCAUACCAACAUCUUGUUUGUGAGCAGCACAUGUUUCUAAGAAACCUUUGUUUGGCUAGUGUGACGGGCCAAGAGGACAAAAAGACAAAGAAAGUGCAGAAAUUGCUCUGUGAGUCUGCUGCAAAUCUGGCCGAUUUAUAUGCAAGGUAAGUGUAAAUGUUAUACUGUAGUUCAAAAUUAAAUUCAGGUUAAAAUGUUUUAACCCUGGUUGAUUUUCAAUUUCCUUUGUCUCUGAACCCCAACUAUUGAUAAAUUAGAGCUAGGAGUACCCAUGGGUGCCAGAGACUUUUCAUGCAUGGUGUCUGGUUUUGGUCAAGUCUGUGUAGUGACCAGUGCUAAAGCAUUUCGCCUGGCCUCGACACUCAUUGCUUCAUCCUUUGACCAAAGAUCUGUCAGCAGAAUCCAGCCGCACUAGAGAAAGAAACCUCUGGUACACAGGUUAGGCUAGGAGACGAAGAAAAUUGAGAAUCAACCAAAGGUAAAAAUUUAAUUCUUACCUAAAACUUAAACAUUAAAUCCACCCAUAGCUAAUCUUGCUACAGCUGUAUACAUGUAUGAAGCAUUAGACAGUCUUUUAAAAAUGGAUAACAUUUGGCAGUGUGUGUCAGUCCCAACAUGACAUGCACCUUUAAUGCCCGAAAGUUUUUGUUUUUGUUUUCAGGAUACCCAGUGUCUACCAAGAUAGUGCAGAUUACUUCAACAUGACUGGCCUCUCGCUGCGAGACAUUGUCAACAGGGCGUACCAUAAGUCUGGCCAGACGACUGUGGCUGAGGGUUUAAUCCACUUCCUGGAUGAAAAACUGCUGGGGUUCGAUGAACCUGUUCCUGUAUCUGAGGUAAGAUGCCGAGUUUUACAUGUAUCUGAGGUUUACGAAUGAUGUUGCUAUAAAGCAAAAGAUUUGACAUGCAGACGUAAUGAAAUUUCGGCGGCACUGCAGAACUUUAAAGAAGAGGAGUAGUUACGUCACGUUGUCAUGGUAGCAAAAUUUCUGGAUCACAGAUCCCAGAUCCAGAAAUUUUGCUACCAUGGUAACGUGACGUCACACUUCUCCUCUUGGUGACCCUCUAGUACUGGGUGCCCAGAAAAGGGCUAAUUGGUCUUGCGUAAUAUUUUUUAGGAGCAACAAAGUUAUGGGUUACAGCUGUUUAAAGAAAUCUCUUAGACUUCUUUCAUUCUUUUUUCAGAAUACAGCCAAGAAAAUCUUCAAGUUGUAUUCAAAAGGGAAACCUGAACGUGUUGCAGAGAUAAUUCUAGUGUCAUCUCUUAGUGGCUUUUCCUCAGGUAUGGUUCGAUAAGUCCAGCUAUACGAACGCAGACCUAUUUCCGGUCGUCACUUCUCGAAGACCGGAAAUACGUCCAGGCCAGAUCUGUCCAGCUCGGAACUAAAGAACGCUUUUCAAUUUCUAACUUUUGAUAGCAUUUCAAUGAUUCUUCUCUGUUGUUAACGUUUUGUUUCUGUUAAGACACCGCAUUAUCUGCGCUGGAAGAUCUGAAGAAGGCGAAAUUCGCUGAUGGAGGUGUGUACAGGUUAGUGAAUGUUUUUCAGUUGGUUAUUUGUCCAUUUAUGUACUUUAUUUCUUUGGAAACAGAUUUUGAUUUGAGCUAUUUUGUUUUAGCCUUUCUCCACUGGAUAACCUUGUGCGAGCAGUUUUAUAUCUUCAUCAAUGUGAACCUGAUCACGCGCAGGCAGCCCUGUUUUCCAUCCCUAAGGUACCUGUAAUAUUUUGCUCUAAUUUCUUUUUUUUAACAGAUCCAAGUACAGUCAAAGUUCUCGUGAGCAGUUCAUUAAAAUGGUUCAGCUGUAGCAUUUAGCUUGUCACCAGGUGCUUUCGUGGGAAAAAGAGCGAACAACGGAGCGAGCGCGAUGAAAGAGGCGAAUCGAGCGGGGGAUUGAGGACGCGGCUGUGGCGAAAAUCAUGCGACAUUUUUCUGGCGUUUGGCUGUUAAAAAAGUUUUUUUCGCGUUGGUUUGACACUUUCCCUUAAAAAACCUGUAUUUAACUACCCGUGUGUGAUUAUGUAAGAUUUUGCCGUCUAGUUCUUGGGGCUCUACAAAACUGCUUGCAGUUAAUAAGUCAUGACAUUUUUUUCAUGCAGAAAAAGCUUGUGGAAGUCCUGACUACACAUUAUUACCUGUUACACGAGGAUGGAACUCAUUUUACACCGCUGGCACAGGUGUGUAGUAUUAUUUCAAUCAUCAUGUGUCCGCUUUAAAGUAUUGGGAACGUCAAAUGAUGGUUAAUUUUUAACAUGAGCUGGAGUGUGACUAUUGCCUUAAAUCUUGUGUUCCUGGCCAUGACUAGCGAGAAAAGACAAAGGGAAACUUGGAGGGAUUUGUCGCUGCGGUAAUUAGGGACUUUUUAACAGGUAGCAAAAAAACUACGAAAAUCCAAAAAUGACGGUCAUUGGUGACCAACCCAAGCAACACAAAAACGGCCAAAAAGAUUACAAACGACCAAAAAAAAUGACCAAAAGACGAACAAAACGACCAGAACGACAAUAAUACAAAACUAUCAAAAGGAGCAAACAAAGAUCACAAUUAACGAAACUGACAAAAAUGAGCACAACGACCAUUGAAAGAGCCUUCAGAGUCGUUGCACUUGACGCGCGGGAAAACCCUCCCCUUUUUUCCACAACCCUCUUCUCAUAUCAGUAAUUUCUUCAACCGCAAAGGGUAAUAAUCGUUUUUGUUGUUUAUUAAACGUUGUUGCUUUUUUCAGCUUUUAAGAAAGCAUCAACCGGCGGUUUUCUUGCAAGGUCUUCUUCAGCUUCAUGACAAAUACAUCCUGUCGCUGGACACUCUUCUAACCUUGCUAGGGGUAAGAUCAAAACUUUGAUGCAAACUAACCCUUAAACUGCAAAUCUUUUUUUUUUUAAUCUGGAAAAAUAAUACCAUGUGAAAUAACUUGAUGCACAGAUUUCGUCUGAAUGGUUAAAGUAUGGCAUACUUUAAGGCUUUACUCUACCGAUUAAUAAGACAGAUCCACUUUGCCAAACAUUUUUAGCGGAAGGUCCUGCUUAGCACAUAAGUAUUUCAUCAAUAGACCUAAAAGUUUGUAUUACAGUAAAAAUUCUAACCUGCAUAAUUGCUUUGAGAUUAAAGUUUUUCAUCCAAAAAUGCCUUUGGUGUGUUUCCCAGUCGAGGCACAAAAAUGUAUUCCGCGACCUGCUCAGCCUGAAGUCCAAAAACGCGCGAAAUAUAAAAACCGGAAGCCAAUUCCCACUUGCACAGAGGGCAAUUUUUGGAAAUUCAGUAUGGAAGGAAAAAGAGUAACGACCCUUUCACGGUUUUUUCGACUUUUAACAUGGAUAAUUUAGGGAAAAUUCGUCAACUCUGCUAGAAAGAGCGCCUUUAAAUGAGAAAAUUUGCCAAGUUUGAAAGUGACUAGUUAAAAACAGACGUUUGUUUGGUGGGGGGCACGAACUUGCCGCCUACCGUAUUGUCUGUAAAUUUUCGAAACUUUGAAGAGUUAUAUCUUCGCUCACUUAAAACGUAUCACUUUCAAACUUAGCAAUUUUACUAAUUUCAAGGCGCUCUUUCCAUUGGUGUCGGCGGAUUUUCCCUAACUGGUUCAUGUCAAAAGUUGAAAAAAGCCGUGAAAGGGUCUAUUGAGCUAUGGGAGAGACGAUUAAUUACUCCAAUGCCUCGGUUGAAUUUAUUUAUUGUAAAGAAAUUAGCGUAUCUUGCUGCAGUUUGGCUAUAAAACUGAUCUGUGUGUUGGUCAUCUAUUGAGCUAUCGGGGAGAAGAUUAAUUACUCCAAUGCCUCGGAUGAAUUUAUUCACUUGUAAAGAAAAGCGUAUCUUGCCGCAGGUUGGUUGUAAAACUGAUCUAUGUGUUGAUCAUCUAUGAAGUGCGACCAGUCUUAUUUUAUUUAUGCUCUUACCUUCCAGGCUAGUAGACCAGAUGCUCAUCAGAAUGAACUUGCCAUUGGAUUUAUGGAAGCUGUGCUUAAUGGUUUGUGUGUAAUUNAUAUAUAUUUAUUUGUACUUAAUAAGGCCUGGAGCUGAAAUAAUCCUAAGAUUUUCUAGCCAGUUCUCCAGAAUUUAAAGUUUUAGAGAAUUGAGAUAGAAUUUAUUUCUAAAGAAGCAGUUUUAAAAUACAAUGUAUUAAGAAAGAAGGUGUAUAUGCUUAAGUUAUGUUAACUAUGUUGUUCUGACAGCAAAUAAGGUUUCAAUUGUUUUUGGAAUUGGUAUAUGUUUAGUUCUUUGCUGGAGUGUGACAAUUGCCUUAAAUCUUGUGUUCCUGGCCAUGACUAGCGAGAAAAGACAAAGGGAAACUUGGAGGGAUUUGUCGCUGCGGUAAUUAGGGACUUUUUAACAAGUAACAAAAAAACUACGAAAAUCCAAAGAUGACGGUCAUUGAUGACCAACGCAAGCAACACAAAAACGGCCAAAAAGAUUACAAACGACCAAAAAAAAAUGACCAAAAGACGAACAAAACGACCAGAACGACAAUAAUACAAAACUAUCAAAAGGAGCAAACAAAGAUCACAAUUAACAAAACUGACAAAAAUGAGCACAACGACCAUUGAAAGAGCCUUCAGAGUCGUUGCACUUGACGCGCGGGAAAACCCUCCCCUUUUUUCCACAACCCUCUUCUCAUAUCAGUCAUUUCUUCAACCGCAAAGGGUAAUAAUCGUUUUUAUUGUUUAUUAAACGUUGUUGCUUUUUUCAGCUUUUAAGAAAGCAUCAACCGGCGGUUUUCUUGCAAGGUCUUCUACAGCUUCAUGACAAAUACAUCCUGUCGCUGGACACUCUUCUAACCUUGCUAGGGGUAAGAUCAAAACUUUGAUGCAAACUAACCCUUAAACUGCAAAUCUUUUUUUUUAAAUCUGGAAAAAUAAACAAUACCAUGUAAAAUAACUUGAUGCACAGAUUUCGUCUGAAUGGUCAAAGUAUGGCAUACUUUAAGGCUUUACUCUACCAACUAAUAAGACAGAUCCACUUUGCCAAACAUUUUUAGCGGAAGGUACUGCUUAGCACAUAAGUAUUUCAUCAAUAGACCUAAAAGUUUGUAUUACAGUAAAAAUUUUAACCUGCAUAAUUGCUUUGAGAUUAAAGUUUUUCAUCCAAAAAUGCCUUUGGUGUGUUUCCCAGUCGAGGCACGAAAAUGUAUUCCGCGACCUGCUCAGCCUGAAGUCCAAAAACGCGCGAAAUAUAAAAACCGGAAGCCAAUUUUCACUUGCACAGAGGGCAAUUUUUGGAAAUUCAGUGUGGAAGGAAAAAGAGUAACGACCCUUUCACGGUUUUUUCGACUUUUAACAGGGAUAAUUUAGGGAAAAUUCGUCAACUCUGCUAGAAAGAGCGCCUUUAAAUGAGUAAAUUUGCCAAGUUUGAAAGUGACUAGUUAAAAAAAGACGUUUGUUUGGUGGGGGGCACGAACUUGCCGCCUACCGUGAUGUCUGUAAAUUUUCGAAACUUUGAAGAGUUAUAUCUUCGCUCACUUAAAACGUAUCACUUUCAAACUUAGCAAUUUUACUAAUUUCAAGGCGCUCUUUCCAUUGGUGUCGACGGAUUUUCCCUAACUGGUUCAUGUCAAAAGUUGAAAAAAGCCAUGAAAGGGUCUAUUGAGCUAUGGGAGAGAAGAUUAAUUACUCCAAUGCCUCAGUUGAAUUUAUUUAUUGUAAAGAAAAGCGNAAAAAAAAUGACCAAAAGACGAACAAAACGACCAGAACGACAAUAAUACAAAACUAUCAAAAGGAGCAAACAAAGAUCACAAUUAACAAAACUGACAAAAAUGAGCACAACGACCAUUGAAAGAGCCUUCAGAGUCGUUGCACUUGACGCGCGGGAAAACCCUCCCCUUUUUUCCACAACCCUCUUCUCAUAUCAGUCAUUUCUUCAACCGCAAAGGGUAAUAAUCGUUUUUAUUGUUUAUUAAACGUUGUUGCUUUUUUCAGCUUUUAAGAAAGCAUCAACCGGCGGUUUUCUUGCAAGGUCUUCUACAGCUUCAUGACAAAUACAUCCUGUCGCUGGACACUCUUCUAACCUUGCUAGGGGUAAGAUCAAAACUUUGAUGCAAACUAACCCUUAAACUGCAAAUCUUUUUUUUUAAAUCUGGAAAAAUAAACAAUACCAUGUAAAAUAACUUGAUGCACAGAUUUCGUCUGAAUGGUCAAAGUAUGGCAUACUUUAAGGCUUUACUCUACCAACUAAUAAGACAGAUCCACUUUGCCAAACAUUUUUAGCGGAAGGUACUGCUUAGCACAUAAGUAUUUCAUCAAUAGACCUAAAAGUUUGUAUUACAGUAAAAAUUUUAACCUGCAUAAUUGCUUUGAGAUUAAAGUUUUUCAUCCAAAAAUGCCUUUGGUGUGUUUCCCAGUCGAGGCACGAAAAUGUAUUCCGCGACCUGCUCAGCCUGAAGUCCAAAAACGCGCGAAAUAUAAAAACCGGAAGCCAAUUUUCACUUGCACAGAGGGCAAUUUUUGGAAAUUCAGUGUGGAAGGAAAAAGAGUAACGACCCUUUCACGGUUUUUUCGACUUUUAACAGGGAUAAUUUAGGGAAAAUUCGUCAACUCUGCUAGAAAGAGCGCCUUUAAAUGAGUAAAUUUGCCAAGUUUGAAAGUGACUAGUUAAAAAAAGACGUUUGUUUGGUGGGGGGCACGAACUUGCCGCCUACCGUGAUGUCUGUAAAUUUUCGAAACUUUGAAGAGUUAUAUCUUCGCUCACUUAAAACGUAUCACUUUCAAACUUAGCAAUUUUACUAAUUUCAAGGCGCUCUUUCCACUGGUGUCGACGGAUUUUCCCUAACUGGUUCAUGUCAAAAGUUGAAAAAAGCCAUGAAAGGGUCUAUUGAGCUAUGGGAGAGAAGAUUAAUUACUCCAAUGCCUCAGUUGAAUUUAUUUAUUGUAAAGAAAAGCGUAUCUUUCACUUUGUGAAAUCAUCUUUCACUUAUCUUUCAGUUUGGCUAUAAAACUGAUCUGUGUGUUGGUCAUCUAUUGAGCUAUCGGAGAGAAGAUUAAUUUCUCCAAUGCCUCGGUUGAAUUUAUUCACUCGUAAAGAAAAGCGUAUCUUGCCGCAGGUUGGGUGUAAAACUGAUCUAUGGGUUGAUCAUCUAUGAAGUGCGACCAGUCUUAUUUAAUUUAUGCUCUUACCUUCCAGGCUAGUAGACCAGAUGCUCAUCAGAAUGAACUUGCCAUUGGAUUUAUGGAAGCUGUGCUUAAUGGUUUGUGUGCAAUUAAAAGAACGUAUAAACUAUCAUCCAUUUACACUGCUUAGACGAAGGGAUUGUUUCACCCAACUGCGUUUGGUUGUUCAUAGAAAUAAAUGUAUUUGAGUUUUUUUUUACGUUAUUUUUUUGUUCCAGAUAAAGGCAGAGUUGACUCGUUUGCUGCAACUGUGGUAAUUAAGUUUUUUCAUCCUUAGGACAUGUGUUUUUACUUCAAGUAGACCUAUUUAAAGUAGUCAUUAUUCCCCCGGGAAGCAUUCUGCCGCUCAACUGAGUUUUCUCGCUUGGCUAAUUUUGAAUGAUUCCCAGUGUUGUUAGACCAAAACGAAACCUGGACUAUUGAACCAAUCACAAUACGCAGACACUCAAAUGAACCAAUCACAAAAGACGCAAAUUCUCAACGAAACCAAUUACAAUACACGCAGAAAUUGAAUUAAACUAAUCGAUCGGGACGAAAGUACAUGUAGCCGGUGCUAACCACGACCCCGCGUGGGUAAGCUUUUGACUGUUAUAGCGAGUACAAGAGUAUGCAACGCGUAUCAACAAACACCACUGAAUCGUAGUCAACAGCUACUGGCGCCGUACAAACGACUUAUUGUUGGAAUCAAGUAAAACUAACUACGAGAGAUCCACUGGACAACUGACAAUUUGACUAGACUAACAAUGAACUACUGUUUAACUGUGACAAUAGACGGAUCGAAACGCACCAAUGACCUUACGAAUCUUCACAGCCAAUAACAUCACGGCUUAACUGACAGACGACCAAUAACAUCUCGACUUAAUUGACCAAACAGGUCAAUAACCAGAGUUUAAUACGACUCACUUUGACUCUCAAGGUGACAACCGCACAGGUUGUCGAAACGUCAGUCACUGUCAACAACAACAGUCCUAUUCAGCUCUACAUUCACCCGGACGAUCAUACUCAACCCACUUAUGCGUAUCAACAAGUUGCGAAUGGUCUCAGUUACUUCUGAUUGGUUGAGUUAAUGGCACAAUAUUUUAGCCAGUCACAAUAAGAAAUAUGGAAUAGGUACGUUCGUCCGUCGGUUGCCGCUUAACCAUAGGUUUUUCACUCUUUAUAGAUUCCAUUAUGUAGUGUAUAUCUAGAAAGAAUCAGGAGCCACAGAAGAAAGCGC